Molecule: messenger RNA, 1572 nt
Organism: Saprolegnia diclina VS20
Lineage: Eukaryota; Oomycota; Saprolegniomycetes; Saprolegniales; Saprolegniaceae
Exons: 13
Coding region: 46-1377 (443 amino acids)
Source: RefSeq, a predicted model, not a curated record
GUCGACGCCAACUAGUUGGAGAAUCUGCCGUGCGAUCCCGGAACCAUGGCCACGAAGCGAAUCUACCACGGCGUCGACAUCAACGUGCUCGAAGGCUGGCUCGUCAAAUACAACAGCAAGGAAAAAUUCUUUGGGUCGUCGAGCAACAAGCGCUGGUUCAAGGUCGACGUCGCCAACCCCGACGACGACGUCUCGAUGCACCGUCUCAUUUUGAGCUACUUCAAGGCCAAAAAGGCCAAGGAGGUGCGUGGCUGGAUCUACCUCGAAGACGUCACCAAGAUCAACGUCAAGCCCAACUUGAUUGAGAUUGCGUCGCCGUCGCGCACACUGCGGGUCAAGGGCGAGACGGCGGCCGAGCACAAACUUUGGGCCGAGAGCCUCCAAGCGCUGCGAUUCCCGCCGCCGCUCGUAUUGCCCAAGUCCACCGCGAUCGUACCUUCGUCGCUCAUGGCCACGUUUGGCGUCGACGAGGGCAGCAAGGAGCCGGCCGCCGCCGCCAAGGCGCACCGAGAAGCCAAGGGCGAGACGGACGCCAAGGCCGAGCGCAAGGCCGUCGCAGAACCACUCGUGGACCGGGAGCGCAAGAGCUACGUCGCCGACGUCAAGCCGAGUGAGCGAUCGCUGCCGCCCCCCAGCGCUGACUCGGAGAGCAGCGAAGGCGAGGACGAGGCAGAUGCCAAGGACGUUGCGGUGCCGCCGGCGCGAUCCACUGUCGAAGUCAAAUGCACGAGUGAGCCGCGCGUGGGCCCCAAGGCGCACUUGACCGCGACGGAGCCGCUGCAGUUUUCAGACUCGGAGGACGAAAACGAAGAGGCCGACGACGAGCAUCCGCCAGCCAAGCGGUCGCUUCAACAUGACGUUGACGAGCCCGCGCCGUCUCCCAAAGUGGACGCGUCCAACGACAGUGACAACGAUGACGACGACGAUGACCGGUUCCAUGACGUCGCGGCGCCGGAGCGCCACCUCUCGACGGAUAUGGAGGCGCUCAAUAAUGCGCCGACGGCAAGGAGCGAAGCCGACAGCGACGAUGACGACAGCGUCGUCACUAUGACCCCCAAGCGUCAUAACGACGAUUCAGUGCACGACGAGGAUGACGAAGAGGACCGAAACCAAGAGCCACCCGCGCAAAGCAGCAAAGGAGCGUCUGCAUACUUUGACGACGAAGAUGAAGAAGCCGACGAGAAGACGCCGCCAAGCAAGGGGUCGCUUCCAGCAGCGGCUCACCCUGGAGCCUCAGCGGUCGCGGCCGACAACAACUUUGUCACGGAGGACUGGGACCAAGAUGACACGCCGGUCAAGGUGCCAAUCAAAGCCGAGCGCGCGACGGGUGGUGUCGCUGCCGACGCCAACUUUGCGCACGCCGACUGGGACGACUAGACGACCAACAACGUGACUCCAAAAUCCAAAGCAAUCUUGUUGUUCGUGUUGGCGAUUACACGGCCUCAAUGUCAAGCUUGCACAUGGGGCAGGUCUACAUGCGUCAUAGGACACCAUACAGUCGGUAUGACGGUACCUUGUUUUUGCGCAGCCACUCGUCAAUGCAAGCGACAUGGAAGAGGUGCUUGCACGGCA